AUGGCGGCGGCCGGUGAGGAGACGGAGGCGACGGACUGGGCGUUGCCGCCGGAGGUGGAGGUGCUGGAGUCCAUCUACCUGGAGGAGCUGCGGGUGGCGCGGGGCCGCGGCAGGUGGGAGCCUUGGGAGAUGAGCAUCACCCUGCACCCCGCCACCGCCCAGGACCAGGACUCCCAGUACGUCUGCUUCACCCUGGUGCUCUCCGUGCCCCCCCAGUAUCCCAACAAAGUUCCGGAAAUCUCAAUCAGGAACCCACGGGGGCUGUCAGAUGAGCAAAUUCAAAAGAUUUCCCAGACCCUCAAAAGUGUUGCUGAAGCCAGGCUGGGGACAGAGGUGCUCUACGAACUGAUUGAGAAGGGGAAGGAGAUUCUCACUGACAACAACAUUCCUCAUGGCCAAUGUGUGAUCUGCCUCUAUGGAUUCCAGGAGAGAGAAGCCUUCACAAAGACCCAGUGCUACCACUACUUCCACUCCCACUGCCUGGCCCGCUAUGCCCAGCACAUGGAGGAGGAGAUCCUCAUGCAGCAGGAGGAGAGAGAGCAGCACCUGGCACCUUCCCCCAAACAGGAAGUCGGUGUGCAGUGCCCUGUCUGCCGGGAGACCCUGGUCUACGAUCUCUGUGCUCUGAAGGCAGCGCCACCCCCGCAGCACCCACUGGAGCCAUACAUGCCAGAUGACAAGAUGCUGCGGCACCAAGAAGAACUGCGCGUAAUUUUCAAGAGACAGCAAGAGAAAGGGGGCAUCAUUGACCCUGAAGCAGAGAGGAACCGUUACUUCAUCAGCCUCCAGACGCCUCCAGCUGCUGUUGAUCCAGGCCAAGCAGCCGCUGCCUCUGAGCCGUCGGUGAGUGCAAGCGCUGUGGACGCGUCCCAGCCACCCAGCCAAGCCUCGGCUCCAGAGCCAGCCAGGGCACCGGAGGCCAGGGCAGAACCCGGGCAGCCCGAGAGGCUUGCGGUGCCCAGGGAGCAGCAGAACAAGAGGGAGAGGUACAGAGGGGAGAGGUCAGGCCCCAGAGGCCAGGGCAGGCAGUUGUGCAGCGGCUCACAGGAACUGGCAGAGGAAGCCUGUCACUCACUCCAUGGCUCCAGGGGGCCCAGGGGCUUCAGCCAGAGACCGGAGCGGAGACCUGGUGGGAGGCACAGCCAGGAGUUUCCAAAGCCUCACAGCAGAAGCAGGGCUGCUGCCUUGGCUGAAAGAAAGGAGUUGUGUCCUGAAGACCCCUCACUGGUAACGGAGGCAGUGGACUUGAAAGAGGAGCGCCGUGAUGUGGAGAGAUGGACCUCGCAGGAGGGGGCUGAGGCCCUGAGCAGGGAGAAGGAGAACCUGGCAUUCAGCCACAGUGACCACAGAGCAGCUCCCAGUUGGCAGGGCCACCACAGGCCCUGGGAUUGUGGGAGGUGGGAGAGGUCCAGGGUCCAGGAGCGUGGUUCCUACCCUAGAGCGCCAAGAGGGCGAGGGGUGUUCAGGCCCAGUGGCCGUCGAGAAGCCCAUCUCCUGGAGAAGGAGAGUGGCUCCUAGCAGGAAUGGUGAGGGACUGGGCUGGAGGAGGGAAGGGCUGUUUCUGGGGAGAACAGGGAAGGCUCUGGUGGAGCAGUAGCAAGCAGACACUGUACCCCUUGAGAGGGAGGAGGCAGUUGGCAUGUGGCACAGCUUGGGACAGGCACUGUCUCCAGGGUACGUGCGGAGUGAAGCAUCCUGGCAUGAGUGACUGGCUGUCACCAGCGUUGGAGAAGCUGACUCCUGACAGAUCAUGUCAGCCUUGGUCUUGGAGGACCCAGGGGGCAGACUGAGGGCCUGCAGCCAUCAUCACCGUACAUGAGCUGCCAAGAAACGUGUGCACCUACAGAGCAAAUGAACCGAGCCCAGCGUGGUGCCAUGGCAGAGCCGGAGUUGUGGCAGGACCUUCCCUGGAAGCCAGCAUCCCAGCAGAGCCAUGGCAGUGCCAAGUGAUGAGGCUGUGUCAGGGCAGCAGCCUGGAGCUCAGCUUGCUAUGUCCCCCAGUCCUUCUCAGAGCGCCUUCUCAUCUGCUGUCCCUGUCCCUUGGAGACGACAUCGCUUCUCCUGCAGCCCUGACCGCUGCUCAGCUGAUGGGCUCGGCCAGGCAAGUCUCUGUACAACAGGACACUUCCCAGUCCCAGCCAGGAGAGCUAAAUUAAGCUUAAGUCAACACAUUGGCAGGUCAGGGCUGUCUGGUGGCUGAGGCUUUGGGUUGGCUCCUGCUCUCCCAGGAAGCCUGAACUUAGCUGGAGCUCCUGCCCUUCAGCUGCUUUUGUGCAGGCAGAAGUUGAUGGGAGAGACCUGGGAAGAGCA
Messenger RNA from Gavia stellata (red-throated loon), 2310 nucleotides. It is a transcript of the gene RNF25, whose product is annotated as ring finger protein 25. Gene Ontology annotation, cellular component: nucleus. The coding region runs from base 1 to 1518 and encodes 505 amino acids. The transcript has 10 exons. The record is from RefSeq and is a predicted model, not a curated record. Gene Ontology annotation, biological process: protein ubiquitination. Lineage: Eukaryota; Metazoa; Chordata; Aves; Gaviiformes; Gaviidae. Gene Ontology annotation, molecular function: ubiquitin protein ligase activity; protein binding.